AUGGCAUUAGAUAGUAAAGAAUAUCAUCAUGAUGGAGAUCACGAUAGUGUGCAUAGCGGACGUAGUCAAGUCAGUACAAUGACAGCAUACGAUGUGGAUGUCGAACAACCAGAUAUUGCACCAUCACCACCAGCAGUAAAUCGCGUGACAAAGAUGUUGACAACCAACUCCUCCGAGCCGUAUUCUGUAUUCCCUCACAACAAAAAGCUAUUGAUCGUUGCCAUCUGUUGUCUAACGGGCAUCGUAUCACCACUAUCAGCCAAUAUUUAUUUUCCUGCAUUGGACGCCAUCCAAAAGGAUUUGGAUACUACAACUGAAUUGGUGAACUUGACUGUUACAGUAUAUAUGAUUUUUCAAGGCCUCUCUCCUUCAUUUUGGGGCUCGCUAGCUGAUCUAUGGGGCCGUCGACCCGUUUACCUUGCCACGCUUAUGGUGUACAUGGGCUCUUGCAUCGGUCUUGCAUUGGCACCUAAAUAUUACGUUUUGCUCAUCUUGCGUAUGCUUCAGGCAUUUGGAUCUAGUUCUGUCAUUGCCAUCGGUGCUGGUGUAGUAGGUGAUAUUGCAACGCCCUCUGAGCGUGGUAGCUAUUUUGGUCUCUUCUCAAUGGGUCAGAUGCUUGGACCUGUUAUUGGGCCUGUGAUUGGCGGUAUUAUCUCUGAAUACCUGUCAUGGAGAUGGAUCUUUUGGAUCUUGCUGAUGGUCGGCGCUGCUUUCUUUAUAGCCAUCUUAUUUUUCUUGCCUGAAACUCUUCGUAGCCUAGUCGGAAAUGGCUCUGGUCAUGCUAAUCCCACUCCAAUUCAAUGGUGGAGACACCGUCAAGCUCAAAAAAAUCGUCAAGAGCAACCUUACACUGAUGACGAUAGCUCCACUAUCCACGACAUCAAGAAGCCCAACCGUUUUCUUCAGAUCCCCAACGUCACCCAGCCCUUCCUGUACUUGUUUGAAAAGGAUGUUAUUUGCGCAUUGCUUUACAAUGCUAUUCAUUAUGCAACAUACUACUGCUAUCUGACAUCCACUACUAGCCAAUUUGUCUUGCUCUACAACAUGUCUGAAAUCCAGAUUGGUCUCUGUUUCUUAUGCCAAGGUGUUGGCUGCAUCUUGGGCAGUUAUUGUGAAGGCAAGCUGUUGGACUACGACUUUAGAAAGACAGCUACUGAAUCUGGUUUCGGCAAUGCUACCCGCGGUAAAUUGCCUACUGAAUUCCCCAUCUUUCGUGCUCGUCUGCGCAACGUGUGGAUUAGUGCUGGUUUGAUUCAAGUGAUCACUCUAUUUUACGGCUGGAUGCUCUACAUUCAUGCGCACUUAGCUGUCAUCUUGGUUCUUCAAUUCUUGGUUGGUUUUGCAAAUACAAGUCUUUUCAAUAUCUUCCAAACUUUGGUGGUAGACUUAUUCCCUGGUAAAAGUGCUACAAUUACUGCCACCAACAACUUGGUACGUUGUUUGCUCGGUGCUGUUGCUACUGUCAGUAUUGAGCCUGGUAUCCAAAACGUAGGCGUUGGCUGGAUUUUCACCAUCAUUGGCCUUGUUUGCGUCGCCUCCAAUGUCUUGGUUCCUGUUCUCUUCAAAUUCGGCCCACGAUGGAGAAAAGAAAGGAUUGAAAGAUUGGCUCGCAGGUUGAAAGAGCAAGAACGUUAA
Messenger RNA from Mucor velutinosus, 1635 nucleotides. Its product is annotated as Transcriptional activator spt7. The transcript is spliced from 3 exons. Gene Ontology annotation, biological process: transmembrane transport. Gene Ontology annotation, cellular component: plasma membrane. Gene Ontology annotation, molecular function: transmembrane transporter activity. The record is from RefSeq and is a predicted model, not a curated record. Lineage: Eukaryota; Fungi; Mucoromycota; Mucoromycetes; Mucorales; Mucoraceae. The coding region runs from base 1 to 1635 and encodes 544 amino acids.